Messenger RNA from Anopheles coustani, 939 nucleotides. RefSeq lists its product as uncharacterized. The record is from RefSeq and is a predicted model, not a curated record. The coding region runs from base 1 to 939 and encodes 312 amino acids. The transcript is spliced from 4 exons. Lineage: Eukaryota; Metazoa; Arthropoda; Insecta; Diptera; Culicidae.
AUGAAGGUAUCGCUGUACAUGAUUCUAAUCUCCAUAUUGCUCAGCAAGCAUUAUGUGCUAUCUCAUAUCAUCAGAAAACGUCAGCUCUUCAGGGAGCAGGUAUUGCCGCAUGCGGGCGGUAAAAUACCGGACUCGGCGUUCCUAACCGACCGACUGGCCCUCAAUCGGCUGCAAAAGGACGGAAUCGCCGUUCCGGAUGGAGUGCUGCUGGAACAGCGUCAGUAUCAGGUGUUUCCGCAUCAGCAUCGCACGGCACGGCCCACGUUCCGCGUGGUGCAAACGCCCGAUAAUCGAUACAUAUCGCCGGAGGGCGAGUAUAGCCACAACACGCUGGCGACAGUCGAUACGACGUACUCGAUUCCGUACUCGGGUGACAAAUUGCUGCACCACGUGCCCAGUUACGUCGUGCCCAAAGCGCCGAAUCUGAAGGAGUUGCGCAUACCGAACUACGCGGUGUUCAAUUUCGAUUACAAAAAGAAGAAACCUUACGCGGGGGGCCCGGCCGGUCUACCGAGGCACCCCUUGCCGCCAUUGGCCACGUUCAACCAUCACCCGCUGAAGCUGGAUGGUCCGUGGCCGCACCAGAGAUUACCUCAAGAUUUUGUCAGCUUCCAUGCAGCUGUAGGUAAUGGGCUGAAUUACCCGCCAGCAGCUCACACACCGGGUGGAGCUACGGUUGGUGACCAUGCAGCAAAAGGAGGGCCGAGCGGCUGGACCAGCGGAUGGAUCCCCACAACCGGUGGUGCAUCGGGAGAGUCGUUUGCAGCGCAACCGGUUGGCAGCUUCGAGGACUACUACAGUCAGCUGGACGAGAAGCACCGUUUCUACCGGAACGCUGGCGAGGUAGCGGCAACGCCCAACGGAGCCAAAGGCCCCAAACGGGGCGCUAUUUUGCAGCGAGGCCGUGAACGUGGUCAUCCGCAACGCCAUCACGCUUAA